This is a messenger RNA of Phycodurus eques (leafy seadragon), 3711 nucleotides long. Its product is annotated as choline O-acetyltransferase-like. Gene Ontology annotation, biological process: neuromuscular synaptic transmission; acetylcholine biosynthetic process. Lineage: Eukaryota; Metazoa; Chordata; Actinopteri; Syngnathiformes; Syngnathidae. The transcript has 15 exons. Gene Ontology annotation, molecular function: choline O-acetyltransferase activity. Gene Ontology annotation, cellular component: neuron projection; cytoplasm. The record is from RefSeq and is a predicted model, not a curated record. The coding region runs from base 265 to 2208 and encodes 647 amino acids.
UUCAGCAUCUUUUUCCACAGCCGCCUUUCCGCAACGUGGAGUGUCACUCAGCCAGUGUGCGUGGGGCCGUGUAUAGUGGAGCAGCUCAGAUCCAACACCCCCCUCCACACCCCCCCCCCCCCCCCUCCCUCCUCCUCUUCCAAGCUUGGGACUUAUCUUAAUAUGGGAUACGGCUAAGUGGACGCGGGGGUCUCGCUGAUCUACCUCCGCUGAACAGCCAGCCGGCGGUCCCGACGAUUGCCCCGACUGCUCCUGACAGUGAAGAUGUCUCGUUCGGAGAGCGAGACUGCCACAGCAGCCCCGGAAGGGUUGCCCAAGGUCCCCGUGCCCCCGCUCAAGCAAACGCUGGACACCUACCUGAAGUGCGUGCGACACCUGGUGAAGGACGAGCAGUUCCACAAAACCAAGGCCAUCGUGGAGAAAUUCGGAGCGCCCGGCGGCACUGGCGAGGUUCUGCAGAAGAAGCUCCUGGACAGGAGGGACAAGAUGGAAAAUUGGGUGUACGACUACUGGCUGGAGGACAUGUACCUGAGCAACAGGUUGGCCCUACCGGUCAACUCCAGUCCCGCCAUGGUGUUUCCUAAGCAGACAUUUAAAGAUCGUAAGGACGCCCUCAGAUACGCUGCUCGUCUCAUCAGAGGUGUGCUAGAGUACAAGACCCUCACUGAUGCGCGAGCGCUCCCGGUGGAGUUCGCCCGAGGCCAGCUGGCUGGGACCCCUCUGUGCAUGGAGCAAUACUCCCGCCUGUUUACCUCAUACCGCUACCCGAGUCUGACGGCAGACACGCUUAAGGUCCGCGUGAACGCAGCCUCCGCAGCAUCGGAGCACAUCAUCGUGGCGUGCAAAAAGCAGUUUUUCGCGUUGGAUGUAGUCGCCAACAGCAAGCCGCUCGGUGAAACAGAGAUCUUAUCCCAACUUGAGAAAAUCGUGUUAAUGGCAGGAAACGCUGAAGAGCGAUCUCCUCCUUUUGGUAUCCUGACAUCUGAUGGGCGAACAGAAUGGGCACAAGCCCGAGACAUUCUGAUAAAAGAUCAAACCAACAUGGACUCUCUGGGCCUGAUAGAGACUUGCCUGUGUGUGUUAUGCCUGGAUGAGGCCAGCGGGACAAAGCCCACUGAUACCAACAGGGCUCUGCUCAUGCUACACGGUGGUGGGUGGGAAAAGAACGGCGCAAAUCGUUGGUAUGACAAGUCGAUGCAGUUUGUUGUAGGAAUGGACGGAAUAUGCGGAGUGGUGUGCGAGCACUCCGCGUUUGAGGGUGUGGUUUUGGUGCAAUGUUCGGAAUAUUUGACGAAACAAAUAACCAGGACCACAUUAGAGGCUGCCAAGCCAGCCAGUAAUCGAAAGCUUCCGGCCCCAAGAAGACUCUUAUGGAAAUGUAACGCCCAAAUCAAGGGACUCUUCGUGGCAUCCAGAGAGCGACUCCAGAGGCUGGUGAAUAAUCUGGACAUGAACGUUUUCACAUUCAAAGGUUAUGGAAAAGAAUUCAUCAAGAAGCAAAAAAUGAGUCCGGAUGCAUUUGUACAAGUGGCCCUACAGCUUGCAUUUUUCAAGUGCAGCGGAAGGCUGGUUUCCACGUAUGAGAGCGCGUCCAUCAGACGUUUCCGGGACGGCCGGGUGGAUAACAUUCGCUCUGCCACUGUUGAAGCCUUAGCUUUUGUCAAGUCAAUGACAGAUGAGAGGACCGCUUACGCCGAAAGUGAAAAAAUGAAACGACUGAGGGAUGCAAUAAAUGCCCAGACAAAUUACACAAUUGCAGCUAUUACAGGAAUGGCAAUAGACAAUCACCUCCUGGGACUACUGAAAAGCGCCAAGGAGCUUAACAUGGAGCGUCCUGAGAUAUUUUGCGAUGAAACCUAUCUGGCUAGUAACCAAUUCAUCCUGUCCACUAGUCAGGUGCCGACCACGGUGGAAAUGUUCUGUUGUUAUGGUCCGGUGGUGCCCAACGGCUACGGCGCCUGCUACAACCCGCAGCCAGACCACAUCGUCUUCUGCGUGUCCAGUUUCUGGGAGAGCACGCAGACGAGCUCGGCCGUUUUUGUCAAAGCGCUGAACGAGGGCCUGCUGGAAAUCAGGGACCUGUGCGACACUUGCGGCGGCGCCGCUACGACCAAGGUUGUGGAGGGCUGCCAGGGGGUAGCAAGCCUCACAGAUCAGGGACAUAGCGCAGCUACCACUCAACCAAUCCUCCACAAACUUAGAUUUUAGCUAGGUCAAGAUGGAUCGUCAUUGUCUGUGCAACAUAAUUAAUUUCAACCUCAGAAUUCGAGGCCUGAACAUUAUCAUGAGAUUAUCGUAGGUAGAUAUGAUAUUAGUUUUGUGACUGCCUGACUUGGCAGACAAACUGGUCAGCAGCCUUUAGGAAACCAAAGCCAUGUUCUCCUCUUUCAGAGUGACUUGAGUGAUGUCCAGUAUUGUACACAUAUUCACAUAAUCGUGGUUCAUAAAUAUAGUAGUGGUGGCCAUCUCUGCUCUUUUAAGGUACCAAAUGCAUGGGCGCCACUGAUAUACUCUAUAAAGUGUAUAGCAGAACACAUGCCAAACGUUUUCACUAAACAUGUGCCAUUCUGUUCUAUUUAUGAUCCAUUUCAUAUGUGGAAUUCAGUUCUGUGCAAAUGUGAUGCCGCUGAUACUAAAGUUGCCAAAGAGACUGUGUGCAGAAGCCACACAUGCUAUUCUAUAAAUGUAGCUAAUAGAAUAGAAAUGACGAUCAGUGUUGGAGUCUUGAGAUGUGUAUGUAGGUGUGUUCUUGAUUAUAGCAAUAAUACUUUAAAGCAAGACAUAGUGUAAGUGGUGAAUGAGGCAAACCACUGUGUUCAUGUGUACAGGAAAUUAAGUUAUUUUUGUAGACGUACCGGUAGUUGUCAAGUAGGGUCAAUGCGCAAUACCAUAUAUAUUAGCCCAGUGAGGGUAUACUAUAUGUGCAAUUUAUCACAUUCUUAUAUUUAUUUGUCAAAGGACCAAGGUGCCAUUUCUUUGAUAGUUGUCAUUACUAGAGUUCUAUUUACAAUUGUGGCGGGUAGUUCUGGUGGAGUUUAAUGUUUAACGUAAUGUAAGUCAAUUGUUGAACUGUCACAAAUCAUGCAGCAGUGUUGUCAUCCUGUCCAUGUCACACACUUGUACACAUAAAAUUUGAAAUGUUUCUAUAGUACAAUGCAGAUAUUUUUUUCUAUUUCCAUUUCAAUCAAGACAGCACUAAGCAAAACAAAUGCAUGUCUAGUCCUAUAAAGGACCUGUAGUUUUAUAUGUCCAAAGCUUAUAUUAUGUUAUAAAUAUAUUAUUGUUAAAUUGUGCUAUAAAAUAUAUUAUCUAAGAGUAUUCAGAAAACAAUUAUGCCUUAAGAGAAGGUAAAUUUAUUUUACAAUAUCUUCCAGCUGUACUAAGUAAAUAUGUCUAUUGGGAGUUUUACAUCGGCUGUUUUGUUCGGAAUCAUGAAAAGUAAAGAAUGUGCUGUCUGUGUUGUUCAAUCAUUGAUUGUGUAGGGAAUAAUAAUUGCAGCAUAUAAGAACAGAGCACUAUAUUGAGCCAGUCAUGAAUGUAUAGUUAUAGGUCAGAAGUAAGAGUAUUUUCUUGAAUAUUAUCUAAUUAAAAUGUGCUAUAAUACAUUUUUUUUUUUUAUCAUGAAUUUUUGUGUACUUGUCUGUUGUGUGCACUAUUCUAAACCUGGAAUUUCCCCAUUGAGGAACAAAUAAAGGCUUAUUGUAUACUGUA